UCCGGCCAGUCCAACCCAACCUCUUGCACUCCAAAAUCGUUUUUCAUUUUUAAACAAUGGCUUAGAAGGUUUCCAUGAACUUAGGCAAGUCUGGAGUCGAAAUGCAUUCUCUGGGUACUGGGGGCACGAAGUGGCGGGGUCAAGGAGCACCCCUCGGGAGCGCCCUGGGCGUCGGAACCCAGCGCGCGGGAACCCAGCGCGCGGUCGGCCCUGCGGCGCUUGAAGUCCUGCAAGUCGUGGAGGACCCCCGGGGCCCGCCUUGCGCCGCUUUGGGACAAGGCCAGGACGUGACCUGCGCGCGAGGACGGCCCGCCCCGCACGCAUCCCGGGUACCCGUCACGGCAACCCCAGGAAGCGAUGCUUUGUCAUCCCGGCCAGCGGGCCCCUGGUAGUUGUCCCGAAGAUUCUAGAUCUCGCAUUCCAGACCAGCGGGGGGGCGUGGCCCGGCAGCCGCGGCUCCACUAUGUAGGCCGCCCACCCAGUCAGGUGACCAAGCCGUCGCUUAGCAACAGGACGCCGCGCGACCCUCGUGGCGCGGGCUGCGGAGAAGCUGCUGCUUGCCUUGCCCUCUCCCCGGUGCUGCGCCCGUGGACGGCGGAUGUCCGAGGAGGACCCCGAGAGUGCGCGGAGCCUGUGGAGCCGGCGGCAGGCCCCCCUCCGAAAACCAGCGACUACUACUGUGUCGAUGAGAACCUGCCCGUCAGGUUCAACAACCCUGCGUGGUUCCGGGGCUACAGGCCCAAGGCACCCGUCUCGGUGUACAGGACCAGCAACCAGACCUACGGGGGCCGGGCCCCCACCGUGCACGAGAUGCCGAAAGUGUUCUAUGCAAAGUCGAGCAAGUUUUCCCAACAACUCGCAGCCGCCGGAAUGUUCCAGAACAACUCCUUCAACGUCUACCUGGAGAAGAGCAUCGUGACGGGUGUCGACAACUGCAUCACCACCUACGACCGGCUGAACUUCCACCCGAGCUACAACGCCAGCAGGCCGUCCAUCUGCAGCGACUGAGGGGCCGGGGCCCUCCGCCCCCGCGGGGCUCCCCGCCAGCCCGGGCCACCCGGAGAGUGGCCCUCCCCCGGUCUCCGAGCACCUGCCCGAUGGCGAGGGCGCUGAACGCACACCACUUGCCCUCCGAGUAUUUUUCCUCUCCAGACUAGAAAAACACGCACGGGCGGGGCUGAGACCUCCCACUUUCUCGUCUUCGGUCUCACAGCGGAGGCAGG
This is a messenger RNA of Phyllostomus discolor (pale spear-nosed bat), 1223 nucleotides long. RefSeq names its product chromosome 3 C9orf116 homolog (gene PIERCE1). Gene Ontology annotation, biological process: axoneme assembly. The record is from RefSeq and is a predicted model, not a curated record. NCBI's taxonomy places the organism in Eukaryota, Metazoa, Chordata, Mammalia, Chiroptera, Phyllostomidae. Gene Ontology annotation, cellular component: axonemal microtubule.